GCAGUUUACUAAACAUAGCAUUAACAAACCUUGUCAACCCCACGGCAUUCCUCGUAGCACGCAGCGCAGUCUAUGGUGUCUCCAACCAACCAAACUCCCUCAUAUCUGUUAAUAAUAUAAACUCAUGCAGAUCACGAAACCUCGUUACCAAUCAUCAUCCUCGUACAGCUCUGCUGUUUCUCUACUCUGCCUGAGAGAACCAGCUACAUUAUAUCAUAUUCUUUCUUUGUUUCUUAAGACGACAACAAAUGGCACGCCCUGUAGUUAUCAUGGCUCUCCUUGCCAUUGCCUUUGUCGGGUUGGUUUCCGCCGAUGGAAACAGCGAGAUCAUCAAGGGUGGCACUGGUGCUGCAGCGGCAGCCGCUCCUCUCCCAGCCGCUGGACCCUCCAACGACAAUGAAAUUGGAAACACAGAUGGAGAUGGGCAGGCGGACGACGUUGCAGAGGCCCCCGUUGGUGGACCUGUUCCUCCUGGUGCAUUCUCUCCAACUGAUUCUCCAUCAGGUGGAGCAAGUGGCCUCGUGGCGCUAUCUGCUGCCUCGGGCACUGCUGCUGUUGCCCUGGUUGCUGGCUUUUUAUUUUAAGCAAAAAUUGAUUUACAUGCAGAUAUUACUCAUACCUACACUUACUCUUGAGAUCAUCUAAUAUUGCUGCAAUCUCUGAAACAUUGUUCAUAAUUACUAGUCUCAAAACAUUGUAUAACUAAACUAAUAGUGUAAGUAUAUUUAUAACUUUUCAUAAUAUACCAUAUGAAUUUCUGGCUAGGAAAGAUAGAGAAGCUUUUCUACCAUUUUGUCAAAUAUCCUCUUCAUGCAUGCAGCUAGCUACAUACAUAUGAUUUUGAUUUGAAAUUUGAACAAGAAUAAAAAAUAUGUAUAUUUAUUUACUUUGUUAUGAUCGAUCAUAUACUAUACUUUUAUGAAAUAUAAUCACAUUAUGUGAUGAAAUAUCCAUAGUCAAACAUGGA
Humulus lupulus (European hop) is the source of this 967-nucleotide messenger RNA. RefSeq names its product anther-specific protein BCP1. The transcript has a single exon. The record is from RefSeq and is a predicted model, not a curated record. Bases 249 to 584 code for a protein of 111 amino acids. Lineage: Eukaryota; Viridiplantae; Streptophyta; Magnoliopsida; Rosales; Cannabaceae.